Molecule: messenger RNA, 4457 nt
Organism: Lepisosteus oculatus (spotted gar)
Lineage: Eukaryota; Metazoa; Chordata; Actinopteri; Semionotiformes; Lepisosteidae
Source: RefSeq, a predicted model, not a curated record
AUGGUGUCCACAAGAUUCUAUGGCAGGCCCUGGUCUAUGGAGCAGAGGAAGGUGCUGUUCCAGUGGAUGCAGCGCUGGGGGCUCAACACCUACCUGUACGGCCCCAAGGACGACCUCAAGCACCGGCUGCUGUGGAGGGAGGUCUACUCCCCCGAGGAAGCAGCCCAGCUCCGGCCCCUGGUGGAGGAGGCAGCGUCCCGGGACUUGCAGUUUGUGUAUGCGCUCUCCCCCGGCCAGGACAUUGUCUUCUCCAGCCCCUGCGACGUGGGCCUGCUCAAGCGCAAGCUGAAGCAGGUGGCAGAUUUCGGGUGCAAGGCCUUUGCCAUCCUAUUUGAUGACAUCGAUCACUCCCUGUGCCAGGCUGACAAGGAGGCCUUCUCUUCGUUUGCUCACGCCCAGGUGUCUGUGGCCAAUGAGAUCUUCCGGUUCCUGGGAGAGCCGCCCAUCUUCCUGUUUUGCCCCACAGAGUACUGCAACUCCCUGUGCUCACCCAGUCUGGCCAAGUCUCCUUACCUGAACACUGUGGGUGAGGAUCUCCUUCCUGGCAUCACUGUCAUCUGGACUGGCAAUAAGGUGAUCUCGCGGGAGCUCAGCGUGGCUUCUGUGAUGGAGGUGCAGGCUGUGCUGCAGCGCCCCCCCUUGGUGUGGGACAACCUUCACGCCAAUGACUACGACUCCAGGCGCGUCUUCCUGGGCCCCUUCAAAGGACGGCCCCCCGGCCUGCGCGCCCACCUGCGGGGGCUUCUGCUCAACCCCAACUGCGAGUUCGAGGCCAACUACAUCUCCCUGCACACGCUGGGCACGUGGCACCGCCUCAGUGCCAAGCCAGGCCAAGGUGGGGAGGUGCAGCAGGUGACGUACUGUCCAGAGGAGGCGCUGCUUCUUGCCCUGAAGGACUGGAUGCAGGAGAUGAGUAAGCCGUUACAGCCAGGUCGUCAGUGCCGCCCCGCUGGGCUCAAAUCUUCAGAAUCUGACUCGGAUCUGAAGAACUCAGAGAGUGCAGUUCAAGACCCCGCCACCAGGGGGAGCAAUCACACAUCAGCACAGGACAAUCUGCGGGGGGGCAGCCUUCUCCCUGCUGGGAUCCCAAAGGACAAGGGGCAAGGGGAGCAGGAGCUGGUUGUCGCCCCGCGGAGUGAAGACCGGGGCCUCAGGCUGAACGUGCCCCACGGAGAAAUGGAGGGAGAGGAGGGGGAGAGAGAGGUCCAGGACACACCUGCCGGCAAAGAGCUCCCCCUCGUGCGCACGCAGUCCCAGGAGAAGGGGAAGGGGGGGGGUGCGGCAGUGGGGAGGGCCCCACUGAGCGAGGAGGAGGUCAAGCUGCUGGUGGGGCUGUACUACCUGCCCCACGAGCACGGCCCCCCCGCACAGCGCCUCCUGCAGGACCUGGCCUGGCUCAAAGCCCACAGCCACUGUGUCAGCGCCAACGGCAAGAAGGGGGAGCCACAGAAGGUAGAGGAGUGGCGCCUGCGGGCCGGCCGGUUCCAGCAGGACUGCGACAGGAUCGCGCGGCUGCAUGGCAGCGUGGUCAACUGCACCAACCGCGCCGUCCUCUACGACCUCUACCCCUACGUCUGGGAUCUGAGGAACACUGUGCUGGUGACCAAGGCGUUCGUCAGCUGGCUGGACGGCCGGGUGCUGAAUGACAACUAUCCUUUUGGCUCCUGGAGGAACUGCUUUUACUGGUGUCGCACCAAUGCUUCAGUGGAUCUGCUGGGGGUGGAAUCAGAGCCCUGGGUCUUCAAAGGAGGUCUCUCUGGGGAAUUCCAGAUGCUGCUCCCAACAGGGACCAACAACGAUCUGUUCAGCCACCCACCUCCACUCUUUCCCAGCUCCAGGCUUUACAACAUCCGCCCGUACCAGACCAAAGACAAGGUGGAGCUGUACAGGAUCUGCAGGCAGCUGCACCUGAAGACCCAGAGCAGCCCUGAUGGCCACCAGCCUCACCCAGACCUGAUGGGAGACAGGUGGCUGGGCGCCUGCUUCGCGUUGUGCCCAGAGUACAGCUUCGUGCUGGAGGAUGAGCGGGGCCUGUGUGGCUGUGCCCUGGGUGCGCUGGACAUCAGGGCUUUCCUCAAGAGGAGCGAGGCCACCUGGCUGCCCACCAUGAGGGAGAAACAUCCCCGCGGGCCUGGCGCGGCCAGCCACCCCGCGGCACAGGAGGCCCUGCAGUAUUUCCAUUCGGAGCAUCCAGACUACCCUGACUCCCUGCUCUACCACUUCCCCUCUGUUCUGCGGCUGGAAGCACUUCCGGAAGUCCUGGACACAAGCGUCACACGCAGCCUGGUCACUUCUCUGCUGUCUGCACUCAAAGCUAAUGGUUCUCAGGGUGUGUUCUGUGAGGUCCUGCCCACUGACCGCUCCCGCCUGGAGUUCUUCACCAAGCUGGGCUUCCUGGAGAUCUUCCGCUGUGAGGCGGUGACGCGCGAGGAGGUGGUGCUGGGCCGACUGCUGUAGCCCGGCUCAGGCUGGGGGGGGGUUUGGGGGCAGCCUCACCCCCCACAUCCCAGCGAACACACCCCCCCCCCUCACUGUCUCAGCUCGCCACAGCCGCGUUUCCAUUGGUGGGGAAUACAUUCCUUUCUAUGGCUUUGUUUGCCUUUCAUUUUGUAAGUAUUUAUUUUACCUGUAUGAUUUUGGAUCUUCUGUUUGGUGGGCGUGUUAGGUGCAGUGAGCGGUUUCUGGCAGCUGCUGCCCUUGUGGGGCUGCGACACCUGACUCUCACACUGACCAGCUCCACUAUCACCUCCGGGGCCCACGUCCAGCCCCCCACCCACACACAUCUAGACACACCGCGCCCCACCUGAGCUAGAAACGUCUGCACAUCGCUCUUGAUAGAAAAGUGGAUGAGCAUCUUCUUUUCAGCUUGCAUUUCCUUUGUCACGGUACAGAUGUAACAAAAGACCAGAAAUAAGUUUCAUGAGCGUUCCUGUAUAUGUCGUGUUACAGUGGGUGGCCAGGUCCACUCUGGCUGGUUCUUUUCCAUUGCUCUUUGACAUGAGCUCUGCACCAUGAAUCCACCUGGGCUCCAGCUCCGGCACAGACCAUAUGCUUGCAUACACAUCCAGCACAGGGCACUGAGAUAAUCAGCACUUGAGCUGAUGGAAAGAGCACACAAAACACAAGGACUGCCGAAUUCCAGGUCAAGGCAGGAUGACGCACUUCUAGGAGCGCUCUUAUGGUUGAACACACGGACACUCAUGCAGGGCACCAAGCAGUGCACGACCACACGCAUGGUGAACGUGGCUCUGAGCUCCCUCUUGAUAUCGGCCCAAGGGCAGCUUGAGUGCAGGCGGCUCCGUCAUCACAGUUUGCAAAUAACCGGACGCUCUCGGUGCCACAGCCUGCCUCUGGUUCCUGACGGUCUCCUGACUGUCUCAGAUUCCAACAGAUGAAUGACCGACAAGACGUACUGUAUCUGUAUAAAGUAAAAGACAAGGUUUACUUGCAACAUCGUGUCCCACAGCCCAGGAGCUGGAGCCCCUCCCCCCAGAGAGCUGGUGGCUGUGUGCGAGGGGCUGGUGGAAAGUGCGAUCGUCUCUGUGGCCCUGCCGUGGGCUGGUGGAAUCGUCACCUCAUGCCCUGUGACUCCCAGACAGGCCCGAGACUGCACCAGUCUUUCUGGGAAUGGGUGGGCCUGGAAUGUCUGUUCAGUUGAUUCCAAGGCUUCGGCAGGAUCCCCCCAGAAAUGUCCUGGUGAUUUUUUUAAAUCCGUAAGCUUAUGACGAUGGCUGUGCAAGGAAGCAGAGGGCGAGUGGUCCCGUAUUGUGCGAGAGCUUUGUUCUUCACCAUAGCUGGCAGGGACGUUCCAGCAAGGCUGGGUCCUUGUGUGGGCUUCUCAGUAUGCGAUUCAAAUCAAGAAGCAAAUAAAAAAACAAUGAGCCGUAUUAGCAGCAAACGUUUUGAGCUUUGAGGCCUAGAGCCGGUGGCAAUGCAAAACCAUGGUCAAAACAGGGUUGCUCAAUUCUACUCCUGAAAGGCUGGUGUGGUGGCGGCUUUUUAGUCCACCUGGGCUCUUAAUGGCCUAGGAUCAGCUCUUUAGUAGCUGAAUUGGGCCAGCUUAUCCCAGGUCUUCAUUUUCUGGUGCUUUAAAGAGAAAAGCUGCAGACACACACGCCCUCCAGGACCAGCAUUGAGCACCCCAUGUGGAAAAUAUGGCACUGUCACUGGACACCCCAUUUUUCCAGGUGAACUGGGGGUGAGAGCUCAUUUGUCACAGAAGCCAGGAGACACAAGGCAGGGGUCCCCAGCUCCAGUUCUCAGGGCUGCGGCCCUGCCGGUCUCUGGGGCUCAGCAAGGCCCUCCAGUGGGCCCCGCCCCCCGCCCCCUGCGGUCACCAUGGUCACUUUGAGGAGCGAGGAGCCUCGGACUGACUGACCCACUCGUCUGUCUGUGGAUUUAUUGUUUCAUUGGUGACUUUGUGUAAAACUGAUUAAAAGAUUUGGUUUUCCCUCCAA